AUGGCCGGCCCCGUAAAUCAUGUCGGUCAUGCUUGGCUUCGUCGGGCCGAAGCCAGACGGCAACAAAUUUCGAACAAUGAAGAGCCAUUUCAGCCGCCAAUUCAACCUGCAGUACCAUUAGCAUUCCAGUCGGCACGAACCCGUUGGACGCCAUUGGAGUUAGGCAGAAUGACAGUGAUUUGUCCAUCAUGUCAAGCUUUACAUUGGCUUAACGAGCACGUGCAUGGGAGCUCAAUUACGCUACCGCGGUUUGAAAAUUGUUGCAAGAAAGGCGAUGUUCAAUUGCCGGCAUUGGAACAAGCCCCCGAGUACCUACGGUACCUCCUCGAAUCAACUGAUACAAUUGCUAGACAGUUCCGUAGCCGUAUUAGGGAGUACAACUCCGCUUUGACCUUUACUUCCGUUAAAUAUACUUCAGAUGAACGCAUCGACCGUCAAGCUGGGGGGGUUACAUACUUCCAAAUUCAUGGGGAGCUAUACCACCUUCAGGAGCCUCUCACUGCAGCAGCAAACGAUACGCCCGCUUUUGCUCAGUUAUAUUUCUAUGACCCACUCUAUGCUGCACAAUUGAGGCACCAUGGACAUCCAACUCUAGAUAUUGCGGUUUUGGAACGGUUGACGCAAGAGAUACAAAUAGUCAAUCCAUUCAUUCCACUAUAUAAGACGGCAAAAGAGAGAUUGGAAGCUGCGUCCUCACAAGAUGGGGAUGUACGUGUCUUACUCAAUCCGCAAUUGCGGUUGAUAGUGGAGAGUGGAGCGGACAAGCGGAGACACAAUUUGCCUACAAGCAAUGAAGUCGCUGCGAUUAUUCCAGAUGAAUAUGGUGAAGCAGGAUUCCGGGACAUUGUCUUAGCACAUAGAAAUCCAGAUGCCAAUAGGCAGUUUAGUAUAAUUGAUCCUAAUCAUGCCGCUUAUAUGCCCUUACAUUAUGUUCUGCUAUUUCCAAAUGGUGAGAGGGGUUGGCAUUGGGGCUUACGGCUGCGUGAUGAGUUGAACCGACGGAAGAAUUUAAGGUUACAGCAACGUGAAUUUUACAGGUACCGACUGCAUACCAGGACGACUGAACCCAUGACUUUGUUCCUCUCGCAACGCCUAUUUCAGCAGUAUUUGAUAGAUGCUUGGGCUGUUUGUGAUCAGAAUAAGUUGAAUUGGCUUCGACUGAAUCAGGCAAAUAUUCGGGCUGAUCUGUAUAAUGGGUUGGCGGAUAAUAUGCGGCAAGAGGACUUCAACCCGGAACAAACCGGGAAGCGUAUCAUUCUACCACGAAGCUAUACAGGAGGCGACCGAUACAUGCUGCAGUUGUUCCAGGAUUCCAUGGCUAUAGUCCGUCAUUUUGGGCGUCCCUCACUAUUUGUUACCUUUACCGCGAAUCCAAAGCCAGAUUUAGUUGCAAGGGUGUUCCAUCUCAAGCAACAACAACUCCUCCAAGAAAUAAAGCGUAAACACAUCUUUGGUCGCUAUCUUGGGUCUGUAUGGACCAUUGAGUACCAGAAGAGAGGGCUGCCACACAUGCAUCUACUGAUAUUCCUUCAUCCGGAUGAUCGCUUUCUGACAGCAGAGAGGAUCGACGAAAUUGUGUGUGCAGAGUUACCGGACCCCGCGACUGAUCCUACGGGGGAACUAAAUGCAAUCAUUAGAAGUUGUAUGGUACACGGUCCAUGUGGAGAGGCCAAUAUGCGAUCGCCCUGCAUGGCUUCAAAGGAGAAUGGGGGACCAACUGCAUGUUCGAAACGGUACCCUAACGCCUAUCAAUCAGAGACAGUUGUACAGGAGGAUGGCUAUCCACUGUAUAGAAGACGUAAUGAUGGCAGAACCUUUUCAGUGGCAGUAACGGGCUCAGGGUUUAAUCAAGAGUAUCAGAUGGACAACAGAUGGGUGGUUCCAUAUAAUCCUUAUCUUUCUUUACGGUAUAAAGCUCAUAUCAAUGUCGAGAUCUGCGGGAGUGACUCGGAUGAAAUUACUAGAUACCUCCAAGGGCGUUAUAUAGGACCCACUGAGGCUGUAUGGCGUUUGUUCGAAUACGGAAUGCACGAAGAAUACCCGUCAGUCAUUCACUUGGCUGUUCACUUGCCCGGCGAGCAACCGGUAUACUAUGGAGAUAACUCCAACCGGGAGGAGUUGAUACAGAGGAUGCAAAACUCGAGAACUACACUGAUAGCUUAUUUUGAGUACAAUACAGAGCACGAGGAUGGUACCCGGUAUCUCUAUCAAGAUUUCCCGGUAUACUUUACCUAUGACGCUAAAUCGCGGAAGUGGGCAUCCAGGAAGAGAGGUGUGGCUAUUGGACGUAUGUGGCAUUGCAAUCCUAUGAUGGGGGAGAAAUACUAUAUGCGUCUACUGUUAACCGUUAUCCCUGGCGCAAAAUCUUUUGAUUAUCUGAAAACUGUCAAUAAUGUGCUGUAUCCUACAUUCAAGGCUGCAUGCAUUGCCCUUGGCUUAUUGGACGAUGAUCAAGAGUGGGUGCAGUGCUUUACCGAAGCAAGCAUAUUCUCGAGCGGAUAUUCCCUCCGUACACUCUUCACUACUGCCUUGCUAUUUGGCAACGUGACUGAACCUCUGCAAUUAUGGGAUAAAUUCAAGUCAAAUAUCUGCGAUGACUUACCCCGAGCUAUGGAAAGAAACACAGGUCUCAUUAUCCCCCCUGAGCUGCCAGAUGCCCAUCUGGACUAUGGUCUCUACCUGAUAUCACAGAUUCUUGCCGACUCCAACAGAACGCUUAACUGUAACGGGGGUCCUUUCUAA
Molecule: messenger RNA, 2742 nt
Organism: Morchella sextelata
Lineage: Eukaryota; Fungi; Ascomycota; Pezizomycetes; Pezizales; Morchellaceae
Exons: 6
Coding region: 1-2742 (913 amino acids)
Source: RefSeq, a predicted model, not a curated record